Messenger RNA from Aspergillus versicolor CBS 583.65, 1242 nucleotides. RefSeq lists its product as uncharacterized. NCBI's taxonomy places the organism in Eukaryota, Fungi, Ascomycota, Eurotiomycetes, Eurotiales, Aspergillaceae. Gene Ontology annotation, molecular function: heme binding; oxidoreductase activity, acting on paired donors, with incorporation or reduction of molecular oxygen; monooxygenase activity. The record is from RefSeq and is a predicted model, not a curated record. The coding region runs from base 1 to 1008 and encodes 335 amino acids. The transcript has 3 exons.
AUGCUGCAGCUCAUAUUAAGAAUUCUCCUUGCAUUCGCAGUCUGGGGUGUAUGGACUCUACUGUAUCGAAUCUAUUUCCACCCACUGGCAGAUAUUCCCGGACCACUCCUAGGACGCAUGUUCCAUUUCUAUUCAUUCUGGUACAACAUCAACAGCGGUCGAUUCUACUUGAAGAUCCCCGAGCUGCAUGCAAAAUACGGUCCAGUAAUUCGAAUCACCCCCAGCGAGAUCCACCUGUCCGAACCCGAAUACUGCGACAAGGUAUACUCCGUUGGAUCGAACUAUGGCAAAGACCCAUCUUUCUAUGGCAGUUUCGGUACUCCGCAGGCGACGUUUGCGACAUGCGACCCGCGUCUGCAUCGCGUCAAGAGAGCAGUCUUGAACCCAUUCUUCUCACAAAAGAGAGUCUUUGAGCUGGAGGGGCUUAUACAGCAAAAGGUCACUUUGCUGAUAUCUCGCAGCAGGAAAUCACUGGCGGAGACUGGAGAGGUUAACUUGCAUCUGGCCUUUCGCGCUCUUGCGAUUGAUGUCGUGACGGAUUAUGCCUUUGGUCAGAGCUAUGACUUUCUGCAGCGGCCUGACUACGGGAUAGAAUUCUUCAGGAUGAUACAGUCGCUAGGUCCUGGUGUUUGGGUUUUCAACCAGUUUCCUAUUGUGCAGUUGAUAUCUAUGGCGAUUCCGCUCUGUUUAGCGAAGUUGACGAGUCAGUCUCUGUCGAAGAUGAUGAUACACCAUCAGGAAAGUCGAAGACGGAUUCUGGAGGUGAAGGAAAGAAUGAAGGACCAGAAAACACAAGACCGACAAACGAUCUUCCACCAAAUCCUGCAAUCCGAAACAGCCAAGAAUGGGAAUGUGCCCACCCUCCAAGAGCUUGAAGAUGAAGUCUAUGUUAUCCUUGCUGCGGCAUCUGAAACUACAGGGAACGCGUUGACAGUCGCAGCAUUCCCGUUGUACUUUGGAACAAGUCCACAUGAUACAAGGUAUUCUUGUGGUUCUGAUGCACUGUAAGGCAACUACUGACAUAAUUGAGUGUUCCAUGCCGAAAAUGAGGUAAGUGAUGUAGUUGGUGUAAGGUCGGAGAUAAAGCUUCAGACAAGCCUUGACAAUAGCUCCCACGAAAGGCCGGUUCAAUCUGGCUCAACGUCUGUCGAUACCUAUUGCAACUCCUUGCGGAAGUAAGCUAAUGAAACGUCUAUAUGGACCACUAAGACAUAGCUAUGUCUGGCUGCGGAGGGCCCACAU